UUUGGUUCAUCUUUCGUUGUAUAAACAAGUUGGGUGGGGAGUUGCGAUUAGGGAGCACUUGACCGCUCCCGAUACCGCCUUUAGAUAGUUGGAGGAGCAAUUUUUCGUAAAGGAAGGCUCGAUGGACGUAGAGAUACCUAUAGAAAUCUGGAGUCAACGGCAGAGAAUCAAUAAUGCAUUGGCGGCUUCGCGAAACGCGGGGCGACAAGAUCCAGCAGAAUUGUAUGCAGCUGCUCUAAGCCUUAUACGGAUCAUCUCCUCCAGCGAUGUCGAAGAGUUAAUUUCCGAGAUGGAAAGGGUUGCCAAUCAAACCGAUCUGUCUGCCAUUUUUAACUUCCUGGAACCAUUGGACGAUUCACUGCUCCACGCUGCAGCGUACUACGACAAGGACAGCAUACUGAGGUUCCUGCUUUAUUAUGUCCCAGACCGUCUCCUAGCCGCCCAAAAUAGAGCGGGAAAUACCCCCCUCAUCGUGGCGAUUAUGAAUAAGAGCUCUAGAACUGCUGCGAUGUUGAUUCGCCGGAUAAGUGACCUCCCGGUCGAGGACAAGAACCAGAUCCUGAGGAUGACGGACAAAGUAGGAAACAAUGCUUUGCACAUGGCAGUGCGUCGUCGUUUGGUCAACGUGGUGCGCCAUCUGUUGAAUGAAGAUAUGGAGCUCGUAUACCAGAAGAACGCAGAUCAGAAAUCUCCCCUGUACUUGGCCCUCGAAUCUGAAGAACCCAAGAUACGUGAGGUUUUACUUUCGCUUCCGCUUGAACCAUCGAGGAUACAAGGCUUGCCGCCCAUUCAUGGUGCCAUUAUGCAUAACCGCUAUGAUAUCGCCACCCGGAUACUCGAGAAAGAUGUGAAGCUCUUUGCAAUGACCGACUCCAGAGGCAAAAAUGUAUUCCAUUUAGCAGCUUACAUGAAUCGGCCUCGAGUAUUCGAACUAUUAAUACCAAAUAUUGAAUAUUUGGGCAGACAAUGGGAUAUGAAUGGGGAGGAACCCAUUCAUAUUGCAAGCAAGAGGGGUUAUGUUGAUAUAAUCGAGAAGUUAUCUCAGAUAACAAGGUGGAGGAGCAAGCAAGGACAAACUGUUCUUCAUAUUGCAGCAAAAUACGGGAGAACUUCAUUAGUGAGGUAUUUGCUCAGACAUCCAAAACUCAAGGAUCUGAUAAAUGAAGCAGAUGAUGAUGGAAAUACAGCUUUGCACAUGGCCGCGAUGCAUUCACAACCCGCUACUUUGAUUCCUCUCAUACUGGAUAAAAGAAUUAAGCCCUUCCUUCUCAACCACCAACCCUCGACUGCUCUUGACAUUGCCUUAGCUCUCGUCAAAAGGGAGUAUACAUUACGGAAGCAAUUGGCGGUCAUGGUAUUGGCAUCCACAUGUGGGAAAAGUGCAACUGGAAAUGAAGUGUUUCCAAUGAUCGACCCGGACAAAAAGAAGCCAAACACGGACGACGUGGAGAAUCUGAUCGGCAAUCGCUCGGUGGUAGCAACGCUUGUGGCCACCGUGACUUUCGCAGCUGGUUUUGCAGUUCCUGGAGGAUUUAACAGCACCGACACAGCCUCCAAAGAUGACCGCGGCAUGGCUACGAUGCUGGACAAGAGAAUGUUCCAGGCCUUCACCAUUUGCAACACCAUCGCCAUGUUCUGCUCGAUGAUCGCGGUCGUCACCCUCGUCUGGGCGCAGCCAAACGACAUCCACACUGCAAUAGUUGCAUACCGACGCUCAAUGCUGCCGCUAAAAAUAGCACUCCCUGCGAUGUCCGCCGCUUUCUUAACUGGUAUCACCUUGUCUGUUGGCAAACUCCCUUGGCUUGCUAACACCAUAUUUUAUUUUGGACUCGUUUGCCUCCUCAUCAUCUCAGUUGCUAAAUUGUUAGAGGACCCUCCCUUGAUUUGGAGCCGCCGUCGCCCUAUUAGCAUUAUGGUAUCCUGGCUUGUUCUCGCUUAUAUUUAUUUGUGGGAUGUUGAGACGGACGUUUCGGAUGACACGGAAGAGGACAGAAUGGUGUUUUGGACCUCCGCUAGGGGACUUCCGGAUGAUGAUAGUAAAUAGAAUGACUGAUUACUCGGUGACAACAAAAUAUAGGGACACGCACAUUUUCCUAAUUACUGGUUUCAGUUGAUCAUUUGAUAUUACCUAUGAUUUGUAGAAACAAAUAUGUAUUUCCUAUCGCUCAUUCUACAGUUGCUUUCCUACUGCAUUAGAUCAAUGGUGAUUGUUGAAGUACUUGAA
Molecule: messenger RNA, 2224 nt
Organism: Eucalyptus grandis
Lineage: Eukaryota; Viridiplantae; Streptophyta; Magnoliopsida; Myrtales; Myrtaceae
Product: protein ACCELERATED CELL DEATH 6
Exons: 4
Coding region: 122-2044 (640 amino acids)
Cellular component (GO): plasma membrane
Molecular function (GO): protein phosphatase regulator activity; protein phosphatase 1 binding
Source: RefSeq, a predicted model, not a curated record